CCCGGUAAUGCGUACCGUGUUGUGUUAGCUCCUGGCUGGGCCAAGCAGCUACGAGCGAGCCUAAGCAGCUAGUAUGGCGGAGGAGAGCAGUUUCCCCGAGUUGGAGGGGCUAGAAAAACAAUUGGAGUCACUGAUAAGCUCUCAUUCAAGUGACGACUUGCAUGGAGACAGCAAAACGUACUGUUCGGAAUUUUGUAAGCUGGUGGAAGAGUACGCCUCACGCUGUCGGACGCCGCUCCCUCGGCUCAGGAUCCUCGAGACAGCCCUGUGCCACUUCACUCGGGCCUCAUCCUUCUUCACAUCAAGCUGGGAUCACGUGCUUCACACACUCAGUAGUUUGGCCUUGAGUGUUUUUGAGUUGCUGCUUUUCUUUAAUGAGCAAGAUUUCCACGAAGAGCCGUUGAAACACUUCUCUAUUAAAUUUCAGGAAUGUCAUGUUGCCCUUUUAAAGCAUCAGAAUGUUCACUUACUUCAGGUUGAGCCUUUGCUUCGUUCAGGAGGCGCUUGGGCCAGUUCAACAUUGAAGGCAAUACUCAGCGAAUCCAGUUUACCUCAAAAUGAAGCGGACAGGUUCCUCAGCUCUGAGUUGCCAGUGUUCUUGGAGCUUCGGGUGCGCUACCUUCUAUCCUGUGAGCGUGUCCGUGAGGCUUUAGCCCUGGCUAAGUGUUGUAUUCGUCAUCCGAUGGCAGGGAAACACAUGUUCUUCCUCCAGGUCUACCUCACAUGGCUUUACAAGACGCAAUACAAUCAGCUGCUUAAAGAGGUUGCUGACCUCACUGGUAAAGAUGCAGUGCACAUCAUCUGCAGUUUAGAGUAUGAAGAAACCGAUGAACUGCUGUUAGCUCUCUGCCAGGUGUUCCUCUCACAACAACUCUGCAGGGGAGACAUGUACUAUAUAUGGGAACUUGUUUUUGUGUGGAGCAAACUUCACAAACGGCUGAAUACUUCCAAGCAAGCUUUGCUGGAAGAAAGCCGUCGGCUAAUGCGGUCUGCUGCCAACGUCAGCUCUGUCUUCCCAUUUGUCAGAGUUGUUAUUGAAGAGCUCGGUGCAGACGGGGUCCAAUUUUGUGUGGAGCUUUGUGCAGAUGCCUUGAAAUCUUGUGUCCCAUGUGACAUUAACACCAAGUCGCUGAUCUAUAAAACUAUUGCUGGCCUGCUGCCCAACGAUUUGGAAGUGUGUCGGGCCUGUGCGCUGCUUGUCUUCUUCUUGGAACGCAGCGUUGGGGCCUACAAGAUGGUGUAUUUCCUGUAUAUGAUUCCAGACCAGGACUACCAUGCCGAGCACAGUCCCAUCAAGAAUCAAACGCGAUUUGAAACGCUGCAGAUUUUGAAGAAGGACCUUUAUUUUGAUCCAGAGUUUUGGAACCUCAUUGCUUUGCGGACCAAUUGUUUGAAACUGAUGAGCGAGAGGGUGGUUGACGCUUCACUCGACGAACUCAUGGAGGAAUCGUGGGUCCCAAACUACUGUGCCAAAGACCUUCCCUUUGUGUGUAGUACAUCAACAGCAAAUGCUGAUAAUGGAACAGCAAAAAGGCCUUGUCAUAAUGAUGGCAGUCACAAAGAAAUUAGCUCUGAGGAGACACCCAAGAAACUCAAGGUGGUCCAAGGCAAAACAGGACUGAAUGACAGCAAUGCCGUGAAAAAAAAGGCUCCUGAUAACGGAACAGCAAAAAAUCCUAACGAUGGGAGGCAUAAAGAAAUUAGCUCUGCGGAGUCACCCAAGAAACUCAAGUUGGUGCAAGGCAAAACAAGACUGAAUGAUAGUGACGCUGUGAAAAAAAAGGUUAACCACAGGUCACGUUUCACAAAGGAAGCAUCAUCGCAACCUUUGCGGCGCUCAUUUUGGCAGCUUGACAGGGUACAUGACAUUGGGUCUGGGCAGCUAAGACGAGCUACUCGACUAUCUGCAAAAGAUCCUCCAAAGCGAAGGAUUCAAAAACCCAAAUGGCUCCUGGAAGAUUCUGCUAAUCUACAAGAGUCAAAGCUUAGGAAACGCAGUUUGAGAAACCAAAGAGUGCAUCAGUCGUCUGCCCUAAAGAGGUCUGAAAAUGGUCGGCCCAAGAACAGCACACAAGCCAAGGCGUCGGAAAACUCUUGCACAAAGCAUGAGACAGCAGAUGCUCUUGAACCAGCUUCUACUCCACAAAUAAUUUUGGAGCUGUCGCUACCAGACAAUGAGCUGCUGGGAACCUUCGCCGAAGACGGCAACAAAUUGAAAGGAUGCCCUCCGAUGCUCUUUUAUAAGCCAACACUAAAGCUUCCUGACCCCUCCCAUCCUGUGAAGGUGCUGCAUGGAAAAGAGGUCAUCCUUCGAGCAAGGGAUGAAACUAUGCUUGUGCAGCUCUUGCACUGUUACGCUCGCAGGCCUAAAGGAAAGGGUAAAGGGUCAAAUAUUCAUGGAUCUGUAUCAACAAUCACACGCUCUUCUGCGCAUGGGAGUUCCCUCAAAGAACCACAGAGCAUGCUUUGUGAGAAACCUAAUGCUGAGACAAGGGUUGGUUUGACCUCGGAGGAUGCGGUUACAACCGAACACCCAGAAACACCGAGCCCGGUUCGACAGUCGUUAGCAAAAGAGCCUUUAGAAAGCACAGAGAUAAAGAAAAUAGUUUAUUCAGAAAAAAUAAUUGCAUUAAAAGGAACAGAAAGUUGUAUUUUAGGUCAAACUGCUCACUCUUCAAAAACAGACAAAGUCCAUUCCACGGUUGCACCUGUAGAACCCAGUGAUGAACGUUCUGUUGAAAUGAAGGUGACUUUAGCUGCACAAAGCCGCGCAGUGGAGAAAGUCACACAACAGCCAACUACAUCUUCCAUUGACUUUUCACCAACCUUUGAUACGCAAAGCAGAAAAAUAGAAGGUACUGAUUACACCCCGUCAAUGUCCAACACAUUACCUUCUCAAAGCUCUGACUCUACGUGUCACACGCCUCUCCAAGGUAGACAAGCUCUUGUAUACACAAAUGAACAAAAUCCAAAGCCACUCAGCCCUCAUUCUGAAAAUGGCAAAACAUGCAUUGACAAGGCCAAAGACAUCACGGAGGAUGCACAAAACGAACAUUCUAACCAUAUGGAUGACAUUUCAGCCUUAGCAACAGAGACUCAGUUUUCUCCAGUUGAACUUCUCCCAGACUUGGAGAAUUGCAAACCACCUACAGACGCUAACUCCAAGAAAUCGGUGCCCCAAAAUGAAAGCAAUUUUGCGAAUACAGUGCCAGAACCAUCCACCACUGGUAAUACGCAAGGAUAUAAUCAUGAAACGCCAGCCGAAUAUGACGACUAUGAGGAUGACUUUGAGGAUGAUGAGUCAAUAGAAACAGAGGAAUCCAAGUUGGAGUACUGUUGUACUUUUUGUCACAAAGAAUUUAAGGGCAGACGCGUAGUAAUGCAUGCUAUGUUCCACUUCCGUAAGGAUGAGUGUAUGUUUUGUGGGACCACUUUUAAAGAUGACCUCCUGGCAAUGAUGCACUUGUCUGAUCACAUUGAGAAGCUCAAAAGAAGCAGGGAGGUAGCCAGUAGCAAAGCUCAACAAACCUGUGAGUCAGAAACCAAAGAUUUCUCCCAACCCAAGACCUCUGCCAAAGCUAAUGUUCCCAACAGCCUGUCUGGUCAUUACCAUAGUAGGAAGCUGAGGAACUCCUCUGUCUGCAAUAAAUCUCUUAGUCAUCCAGAAGCAGACUUUCGAUUAGAAUCGAGAAAUUUGCGAUCAAAGGCAGUCGAUAGUCAAUUUGUACAGAAAAACGAGACGAAUGAGUGCAUUGACGGCAAAUCUCCUGAGAGCAAGAUAAAUGGACUUUUUGACAAGAAUAAAUUUGACCAAAUGAAACAUAGCAACUCAAAAGCUGAAGACAACCAGGCAACUCCAACACACGAUACUGAAGACAAAGCAGACCACCGCGAGUUGACUCAUGCAAUGGCCAACUCUUGUGAUUCCUUUGCAUCUUCGGUUCAGAAGAGGAAAUGCGUUGAAGGUUUAAAGAAUAAUGUCAUUAAGGACGGGAAGAAGCCUAUUCAGGAGAAAAGGGUAGAGCCCAAAGCGAAAAUUAACUGUCCAGCAGAUGGAUGCACUUGGUCUACAGACCUUUCUAAAAACCGUGUUGCUCUUCUCUACCAUGCUCUCGAGCAUCACUACGGUGACAUCAAACCUUUAGAAAUGUCAUUGAAAGUUGCAAACAACAAGUGCAGUAUUUGCAAGAGGGUUCUAUGGAGUUUUGAACAUUUUCAGCAUCAUGUGGAAAGACACCGCCUCAGUCCUCGCCAUCCUUGCCUUCAUCUGGGUUGCACUGCCAGGUUCAAAACUGGAAACGAAAUGAGCCGACACGCAAGAAAACACAGUCCACUGCAGGCAGUGUGCUGCUUGCCUGGUUGUUCUAAACUAUUUAUUUGUCUCUGGGCACUGAACCUUCAUGAAAAAGAGCACUAUGCUUCCAAACCCAUCAAGCCAGUUAAGACUGUGGACCUGCAGAUAGACCUUAAACCUAACUGCAUGCAGGUAAAAGCUACGGAAGGGACUUUGAGCCAGUCCACUCGUGUAUUAAGGCGGCAUGCAUCUCGAGAUGCGACGGCGAAAUCUGCCAGUGUUCCUCCUCCCAUGGCGAAAGGAGAGCUAAAAAACAGAAGUGAAUCCAAGCAUUCUAAUGUUUUGAAGAAUCUCUCCAACAAGGACACCACCGCACAGUCCAGUAAUCAUAGUUUGAAUCUGAGGUUAAGAAAAGGUCAAACAUCAGAGCCUCGGGAAUUACCCCUUUUCAGACGUCGGCUCAAACUGAGGCAUAAAUUCAAGAAAAAGCAGGUUCAUGUCAACCAAACUGGAAUGUUCCCUAAAACAAGAGGCCGUCCACGAAAGGCAAACAAAGCAGCACGUGACGAAAACACGACGACGGGACAAAACGGUCAAAGUCCAAAGAGUGAAACCCCAGACGGUCCUGAGACGCCAACAUCUCCAACGGUUAGUAGCAAGUUAGAAAUGAACGAAAAGCAAGAGGAAGUCAAUGACGACGACAAGAUUCUACACCAGAAUUCAAAUUCCCAACAAACAGUGAGCAGUUGUGUUGAACAAAAGAUUUCUUUGCACAGGGGCUCCCCUCUAACUGCAGCAUCUCGGAGUUCAGUUGUCCAUGCGCUCAAAUUAAGAGUUCUUAAUUUGAGGAAGCGCUGUGCUUCAAAGGGCAGAGAGUCUUUGGAAGCCAGUAGGGCAAAGAAGGAAAGGCUUACACUUAGAAAAAGUCCCCGCAGACGGUCUAGCCUGCAGGCAGCUUCAAGGAAGCCUGCAGCGUCAACUCAUGUAGCCCGGAGGUCUGGGGAGGAAAAGGGAGAGAAAAGGCAUUCUUCCAAAAGUAGCCCCGCUGAUCUUAUUCCUGCUUCCACUAAGGUGAACGUGAAGAAAACGCGACCUAAAAAGAAAAAAACAGGAAAGAUGCUUCAGAUUGGUGACAAAAAAGUCGGCGGGACGAUCUGCCCCAGUUUGGAAAAAAAGUCAAAUGAAGAACAUCAUAAUGUGACAAGUGAUGGCUCCAGUUCUACCACGUCCGAUUGGAAUAAAAAAUCAAACGAAGAACCUUCAGAGGCGACGAGAAGUGGCUCCACUUCUACCGUGUCCAAUUUGGAGAGAACGUCCAAGGAAGAACUUUCAGACGUGACAAGUGAAGUCUCCAGGGAGGAACCUUCAAAUGUGAUGAGCGAUGGCUCUGGUUCCACCAUGUCCAAUUUGGAGAGAAAGUCAGUGGAAGAACCUUCAGCUGUGACUAGUGCCAGUCCCACCACGCAAAUGUCCAUAAAAGAACCUUCCAAUGUGACGUGUGAUGGCUCCACGUCUAUCACGUCCAAUUUAGAGAGCAAGUCACAGGAAGAACCUUCUCAUGUGUCAAGUGAUGUCUCCAUUUCCACCAUGCCAAAUUUAGAGAGCCAGUCAACGGAAGAACCUUCUCAUGUGGCAAGUGAUGUCUCCAUUUCCACCAUGCCCAAUUUAGAGAGCGAGACAACGGAAGAACCAUCUUCAACCACGUCAACAGUUCAAGCAGAACCUUCUUCAAAAAAGGAUGUGCAUGUUCAGAGAAACAAAGGAUCCAAGGCAAGUAAAGAAGGUGAAGUAAAGAGUGGCAGGAAAAGACCCCAUCCAGACCAACGUAUUGCUAAAAUAGCAACCGAGUCGAAAACUCAAGCUUCAAUCGGCAGUGAAGUGAAGGUGGGAGAAGCGGACAAUUGUGCCAGUGAGCAGCUAAACGUAAACAAAACGCCCGAGUCUGUCAAAGACAAGCGUGGUCAAGCGAAGUCCAAGUUAGCAAAAGAGCACGAUGGAUCCACAUUGUGCAUGGACACUCUGGCCGAGUACGGCAAGAAGCACAUGCGUGCGCCUCCCACGGCCUACCUCGACGAGAAGUUCACCACCAUGCCCAAAAAAAGGAAGGACGCGGCAUCCGACAUCUACACCUCGCUGGAGGAGGCUCCUGUCACCGUCGCGCCGCAGAGACAUCGGUGUGCCAAUUGCUUCACGACGUUCAACAGUGCAGAAGAGCUGCAGAGCCACCAUCGUUUACAGCACUGUACCAACCUCUUUGGCUUUGACUCUGAUGACGAAGGGAAUUGUUGAACUACCUGACUUGAAUCUAAGUGAGCGGACCUUGUGGAUGCAGAAGUGACUGGCCGGUGGAACUUGUAUGGGACUGUGGGGUGUAUGUAUCAAAGUCCACCAGACCACUUCAAGACUUAAUAAUGUAUGCUGUACAGACCAAAAGCGCCAUAAUGGCGAUAUUUGUUAAUGAAGGCCGGUGGCUAGUCGAUGAGUUAAAGGCCUGCAGAAGCCCAGUCAGUUUUGCUGAACCGUUUGUACUGAACUGCCUGCCCUGGAUCCACCUUUUCUUGUUUCGCCAGAGUCGACCGCAACCGACACACGGACAGAACUGCCGCAAGGAUACUCUUUCUCCAUCAGUAAGCCAUAAGAAAGAAAAAGAAAACCCAGAUGCUUUGUUUGCAUUUUGCACUCUUGUCAUAAUCUACAAGGUCAUACUUUUAACAUUGGACAAUGAAAUGAAUUUCCAAUUUCCUACUCUUGAUCUUUUCUUGGUGCUGCCACUAGGGGUCAGCUUGCACUCAUAGUUCUGAAGUCUGCAGCAUUUCUUACCCUAACCAAGUUAUUUUUUGCAGGUUUGCUUCAUUGCAUUGACUAUUUCACAAAUAUUGCAUCUUUGUCAUUGAACUGUAUCUGCUAUAUACAUUGCCUAGGCUUCAACGAAUUGCAGAACCACAGUUUUAACUUUGCAGCAGGUUCUAUUUAUUUUAUUUUUUUUAUAUUGUACAUAUUAGAGUUUCAAUUGCUUAUGUCAGGGUUUGCUGGAGCGCAGUUUAUAUUUGUUUGGGGGAAAGAAUAAAACGUAUUUCACAUUA
This is a messenger RNA of Syngnathus typhle (broad-nosed pipefish), 7377 nucleotides long. RefSeq lists its product as uncharacterized. Gene Ontology annotation, cellular component: nucleus. Gene Ontology annotation, molecular function: DNA-binding transcription factor activity, RNA polymerase II-specific; DNA binding. The coding region runs from base 74 to 6583 and encodes 2169 amino acids. Gene Ontology annotation, biological process: regulation of transcription by RNA polymerase II. The transcript has 10 exons. Lineage: Eukaryota; Metazoa; Chordata; Actinopteri; Syngnathiformes; Syngnathidae. The record is from RefSeq and is a predicted model, not a curated record.